AUGAAGCUCUACUACGUCGGCGUCCUCGACAACUCCAAGAAGCCCGCAGUACAGCUAUGCGCGGCGCACGAGCUCAGCGAAUUCUCCCGAUUUACCAGAAAUGACUAUGGCAACUUCAUGACCAUGAUCAGCAAGACGGUGGCCGAGCGGACGGGGGCCGGUCAGAGGCAGAGUGUUACAGAGGGAGAUUACGUCGUUCACUGUUAUGCCCGCUCCGAGGGCGUCGCCGGUGUCGUCAUCACCAAGGACUACCCCAACCUCGCAGCGCACAGCGUGCUCUCCAAGCUCAUGGACCAGUUCCUGUCCGAAGUCCCGCUCGCCAGCAUCCGGGCCGCCGCCAAGGACGGCGACGUAUCGUUCCCGGCCCUGAACGACUACUUGAACAACUACCAAGACGCGAACCAAGCGAGUAGCAUCGCCAAGAUCCAGCAGGAGCUGGACGAGACUAAGAUCGUCCUCCACAAGGCCAUUGAUAGCGUCCUGCAACGCGGCGAGAAACUCGACGACCUCGUGGCCAAGAGCUCUGACUUGAGCGCACAAAGCAAGAUGUUUUACAAGUCAGCCAAGAAGCAGAACUCGUGCUGCAUCGUGAUGUAA
Messenger RNA from Parathielavia appendiculata, 597 nucleotides. RefSeq names its product snare-like protein. Gene Ontology annotation, biological process: endoplasmic reticulum to Golgi vesicle-mediated transport. Gene Ontology annotation, cellular component: Golgi apparatus. The transcript is spliced from 4 exons. The coding region runs from base 1 to 597 and encodes 198 amino acids. The record is from RefSeq and is a predicted model, not a curated record. Gene Ontology annotation, molecular function: SNAP receptor activity. NCBI's taxonomy places the organism in Eukaryota, Fungi, Ascomycota, Sordariomycetes, Sordariales, Chaetomiaceae.